This is a messenger RNA of Lutzomyia longipalpis, 1163 nucleotides long. RefSeq names its product sodium-coupled monocarboxylate transporter 1-like. The transcript has 2 exons. Gene Ontology annotation, molecular function: symporter activity. Gene Ontology annotation, biological process: sodium ion transport; transmembrane transport. The coding region runs from base 104 to 1117 and encodes 337 amino acids. Lineage: Eukaryota; Metazoa; Arthropoda; Insecta; Diptera; Psychodidae. Gene Ontology annotation, cellular component: membrane. The record is from RefSeq and is a predicted model, not a curated record.
UUUUUGAGCUUUUUCCACGGAAUUUAUUUAAUUAUGCAAUAUUUUACAAAGCUUCAAUUUGGAUCCAACUGUUCGUUCAACUUUCUGGCAAUACGUCCUGAGCAUGUCAGUGGUGGGAACGUACCAAUUUGGGAUCAAUCAGACCAGCAUCCAACGCUUCCUGGCGCUGUCGGACAUGCGAAAGAUUCGUUUUGCUAUUUGGGGCCUCACCAUUGCCUUCAGCCUCAUCCUCUUCCUCUCCCAGACCAUUGGGACUGUCAUCUAUGCCACGUACGAAGCGUGCGAUCCCUUCCGGUCGGGGCAGGUGCAGAAGAUCGAUCAAAUCCUCCCGCACUACAUCGAGCACACUGCCAGCAUCUUCCCCGGCUUCACGGGGAUCUUCAUUGCGGGCAUCUUCUCGGCCAGCCUCUCGUCCACUUCGUCCUUCCUCAAUACUUUGAGUGGCAGCAUCUACGACGACUUCCUGGCGCAAAGAUUCUUCCACACAGCCACCGAAUCACGUGCUAGUAACAUCGUCAAGCUCAUUGUGGUCCUCCUCGGGAUUUUGCAGAUGUUCCUGUUGCUGCUCAUUGAAAAACUGGGAACAAUCUUUAAGAUGACAACGCAUGUUUAUUCUUUAUCUACUUCCUCCAUUCUUGGGCUCUUCACCCUUGGAAUGUUGAGCCGAAAAAUUAACACAAAGGGUGCUCUCUGUGGCUCCACUGUAUCCAUUCUGGUGGUGGUGAUGGUCAUUGUGGGUGGGCAGUACAAGAAACCUGAUCCGAUGCUACCCCUUCGAACGGAUGGAUGUGAUUUGGGUGCUUCAAACACCACCAAUUCCCUCCUCCUCAUGGAUGGAUUGACAACGACCACGAUGAAGCCGCCUCUGCAUGAGGAGGCAGCUGAAGACAUUCCGUGGAUUUUCCGGAUUCAUUUCUUGUACCACGCCCUCAUUGGCUUCCUCCUGAAUCUCCUUGUGGGCUACACUGUGAGCCUCUUCACUGGUGGGAAUCGCACUCCAGUGGAUGAGAAGCUCCUUGCUAAAUUCCUCCGGAAGAAAAGUCACAACAGUGCAAGUGAAAAAGAAGAGGAAGAAGCUCUCAAACCUAUCCCUAAUCCAUACAAUAAAACCUCUUAACAGGAUCGUUCAUCAAGAGAAUAAAAGAAGUUUUUUUUACCAAUAA